Spodoptera frugiperda (fall armyworm) is the source of this 7665-nucleotide messenger RNA. RefSeq names its product serine-rich adhesin for platelets-like. Lineage: Eukaryota; Metazoa; Arthropoda; Insecta; Lepidoptera; Noctuidae. The coding region runs from base 147 to 7586 and encodes 2479 amino acids. Gene Ontology annotation, molecular function: chitin binding. The transcript has 2 exons. The record is from RefSeq and is a predicted model, not a curated record. Gene Ontology annotation, cellular component: extracellular region.
AACAUAAUAUAUGAUGUAAAAUAUUUAGCGUCAUGAGUACAAUCUUUUUAUUAUUGCUGUUAACAUAAUAUUACGAGAUAACCGCACUAUCUCUUGAUCUUACUAUAAAAUCUUCAGUGCUUGAUAAAAUAAUUUAGAAAUUCACGAUGCAAAGAAAGUUCACGGUUGCUGUAUUUCUCAUCUCCCUCGCAGUAUGGAAUACCUACGCUGCAUCCAUCCAAUCUUCUUCUACUGGUAGUAGUAAUACAUCUUCAGACAAAUCAAGUGUAUCAAAUGCAACUGGAUACUUAACAAAAGAGGUUUCAGUAACCUCAUCAAAUUCAGAACAAAGUACAAAUACGACUGAUGAAUCAAACACAGACGAUGUAUCUACAAAAUAUUCUGCCAAUUUAACAGAUGUCGCAUUUACUGUUAAUAGAGCUGAAACAGUUAAUACCUCGAAUACUGACAUUACCUCUGAAGCUAAUACAACAACGACAUUAUUGACUUCAUCUACUUCAGACAGUGGAAAUGCAACAAGAACUGAAGAUACUUUAUCCUCAUUGGUGUCUAGUUCCACCAACUCUACAAACUCUACUUCAGCCUUACAAAUUUCAAACUCGUUAAACACCACCGAUGAAUUACAUCAAAAUGUUCUUAGGAUAACAGAUGAAAGUGUUCAGAAUUCUACAUUGGAUUCUAUAGCAUCGUCGAAUACGACAACGGGGCUUGAUACUUUAAGUUACACAAAUGUAACCGAAACAUUAGAUACAACAAUUUCAAAUACUCUUAAUUUUACGAAUACCACAAAUGUGAGUGCUACAUCUAAUUCAACAAUAUUUACGGAUAGCUUAAUAUCGGUGACAACCAAUAUAUCUGUUACAUCAAAUUCUUCAUCCGAUACUGAUUCGAAGAGUUAUGAAAGUACUUUACUUUCAACAGAUACCGAGACUUCAGAUGCUUUAAAUUCUACAAGUUCAACAAAUGUAUCAGACGCAGCAACUUAUAAUACAUCCACAAAUAGUAUGGAGUUGACUAACGUUACAACAACAGGAGACGCUACGCACACAUUAACGUCAGAUUCUUCAAAUGCUACGAACUUAACUUACGAAUCAAAUACAGUCAAUUCACAAAAUUCGUCUCAAAGUUCAGACACCACCUAUUUCGAAACCUUGGACAGUACAAAUUCUACUAACAUUUCGGCAACCAACAAUGCAUCAUCAGUUAUAGACGUUACAAUUUCGUCGUCAAUCAAUUCUACAACAUCAACAAAUUCUUCGUUUGAUGGUGAUAUCACAAGUUCAAUAAACUCAUUACACACCACUAAUAAUUCGACAUCAGACAGUGCCAAUACAACAAGUUCAUCAGAUUUAACAGGAUUUAUAAAUGUUCAAAACAUAAAAUCUGUGUCAGAUACCACUGAAAAUACAAACUCUAAUGAAUCUUCUAGUAAUUCUAGUUCAAAAUCAGAAUAUUCGUUGAACUCCUCAUCAACUUCAAAUGUUGAAAAUUCAGCCAACUCUACAGUGAGUUCAAGCUCAUCUUCAUCAGAAACAAUGAGCCAUUCGAAUUCAUCCAUUAUACUGGAUUCAACUAAUUCCUCCACUGCAGUAGAUGUUCAAAUUUCUUCUGAAUCCAACUCAACAACAUCAACAAAUAUAACUGAUGAUAUAAAAAGUUCAAACGUACAAAACACAGUGAAUACGGCAAGCAAUUCUGUAUCAGAUACUGUGAAUAUAACCAGCUCGACUGAUUAUAGUAGCAAUAAGACCUCACAAGCAACAAGCCAAUCUACAGAGUCUUCUAAAAGCACAAAUUCAAGUGAUUCUAUUAAUAUUUCUGUUAACAAAUCGGAAAAUCUUAUCAAUUCCACAUCUGCUACAGAAACGACAAAUUCUAUCAAUGAGACAGAAACUGCUGAUUCCUCAAUAUACGAGAGUUCUAAUUCUACGAGUUUCGUAAAUAAUGAAAACGCCUCAAAUUCUUCGUACGUCUCUGAUUCUACAGUUUCGUCGUCAGUAAACUCUACAACAUCCACAAAUUCUUCGUUUGAUAGUGAUAUCACAAAUUCAACAAACUCAUUACACACCACUAAUAAUUCAACAUCAGACAGUACAAAUACAACAAGUUCAACAGAUAUAACGGAACAUACAAAUGUUCAAAACAUAAAGUCUGAGUCAGAUACCACUGAAAAUACAAACUCUAAUGAAUCUUCUAGUAAUUCUAGUUCAAAAUCAGAAUAUUCGUUGAACUCCUCAUCAUCUUCAAAUGUUGAAAAUUCAGCCAACUCUACAGUGAGUUCAAGCUCAUCUUCAUCAGAAACAAUGAGCCAUUCGAAUUCAUCCAUUAUACUGGAUUCAACGAAUUCCUCCACUGCAGUAGAUGUUCAAAUUUCUGCUGAAUCCAAUUCUACAACGUCAACAAAUAUGACUGAUGAUAUAAAAAGUUCAAACGAACAAAACACAGUGAAUACGGCAAGCAAUUCUGUAUCAGAUACUGUGAAUAUAACAAGCUCGACUGAUUAUAGUAGCAAUAAGACCUCACAAGCAACAAGCCAAUCUACAGAGUCUUCUAAAAGCACAAAUUCAAGUGAUUCUAUUAAUAUUUCUGCUAACAAAUCGGAAAAUCUUAUCAAUUCCACAUCUGCUACAGAAACGACAAAUUCGGUAAAUCAGACAGAAACUGCUGAUUCUUCAAUAUACGAGAGUUCAAAUUCUACGAGUUUCUUAAAUAAUGAAAACACCUCAAAUUCUUCGUACGUCUCUGAUUCCACAGUUUCGUCGUCAGUAAACUCUACAACGUCAACAAGUUCUUUGUUUGAUAGUGAUAUCACAAAUUCAACAAACUCAUUACACACCACUAAUAAUUCAACAUCAGAUAGUGGAAAUACAACAAGUUCAACAGAUAUAACGGGACAUACAAAUGUUCAAAACAUAAAAUCUGUGUCAGAUACCACUGAAAAUACAAACUCUAAUGAAUCUUCUAGUAAUUCUAGUUCAAAAUCAGAAUAUUCGUUGAACUCCUCAUCAACUUCAAAUGUUGAAAAUUCAGCCAACUCUACAGUGAGUUCAAGCUCAUCUUCAUCAGAAACAAUGAGCCAUUCGAAUUCAUCCGUUAUACUGGAUUCAACUAAUUCCUCCACUGCAGUAGAUGUUCAAAUUUCUUCUGAAUCCAAUUCUACAACGUCAACAAAUACGACUGAUGAUAUAAAAAGUUCAAACGUACAAAACACAGUGAAUACGGCAAGCAAUUCUGUAUCAGAUACUGUGAAUAUAACAAGCUCGACUGAUUAUAGUAGCAAUAUGAGCUCACAAGCAACAAGCCAAUCUACUGAUACUUCGAAAAGCACAAAUUCAAGUGAUUCUAUUAAUAUUUCUGCAAACAAAUCGGAAAAUCUUAGCAAUUCCACAUCUGCUACAGAAACGACAAAUUCUGUAAAUCAGACAGAAACUGCUGAUUCCUCAAUAUACGAGAGUUCAAAUUCUACAAGUUUCAUAAAUAAUGAAAACGCCUCAAAUUCUUCGUACGUCUCGGAUUCCACAGUUUCGUCGUCAGUAAACUCUACAACAUCAACAAAUUCUUCGUUUGAUAGUGAUAGCACAAAUUCAACAAACUCAUUACACACCACUAAUAAUUCAACAUCAGAUAGUGGAAAUACAACAAGUUCAACAGAUAUAACGGGACAUACAAAUGUUCAAAACAUAAAAUCUGUGUCAGAUACCACUGAAAAUACAAACUCUAAUGAAUCUUCUAGUAAUUCUAGUUCAAAAUCAGAAUAUUCGUUGAACUCCUCAUCAACUUCAAAUAUUGAAAAUUCAGCCAACUCUACAGUGAGUUCAAGCUCAUCUUCAUCAGAAACAAUGAGCCAUUCGAAUUCAUCCGUUAUACUGGAUUCAACUAAUUCCUCCACUGCAGUAGAUGUUCAAAUUUCUGCUGAAUCCAAUUCUACAACGUCAACAAAUACGACUGAUGAUAUAAAAAGUUCAAACGUACAAAACACAGUGAAUACUGCAAGCAAUUCCAUAUCAGAUACUGUGAAUAUAACCAGCUCGACUGAUUAUAGUAGCAAUAAGACCUUACAAGCAACAAGCCAAUCUACUGAUACUUCGAAAAUCACAAAUUCAAGUGAUUCUGUUGACAUUUCUUCGAACAAAUCGGAAAAUCUUAUCAAUUCCACAUCUGCUACAGAAACAACAAAUUCUGUAAAUCAGACAGAAACUGCUGAUUCCUCAAUAUACGAGAGUUCAAAUUCUACGAGUUUCAUAAAUAAUGAAAACGCCUCAAAUUCUUCGUACGUCUCUGAUUCUACAGUUUCGUCGUCAGUAAACUCUACAACAUCAACAAAUUCUUCGUUUGAUAGUGAUAUCACAAAUUCAACAAACUCAUUACACACCACUAAUAAUUCAACAUCAGAUAGUGGAAAUACAACAAGUUCAACAGAUAUAACGGGACAUACAAAUGUUCAAAACAUAAAAUCUGUGUCAGAUACCACUGAAAAUACAAACUCUAAUGAAUCUUCUAGUAAUUCUAGUUCAAAAUCAGAAUAUUCGUUGAACUCCUCAUCAUCUUCAAAUGUUGAAAAUUCAGCCAACUCUACAGUGAGUUCAAGCUCAUCUUCAUCAGAAACAAUGAGCCAUUCGAAUUCAUCCAUUAUACUGGAUUCAACUAAUUCCUCCACUGCAGUAGAUGUUCAAAUUUCUGCUGAAUCCAAUUCUACAACGUCAACAAAUAUAACUGAUGAUAUAAAAAGUUCAAACGUACAAAACACAGUGAAUACGGCAAGCAAUUCUAUAUCAGAUACUGUGAAUAUAACCAGCUCGACUGAUUAUAGUAGCAAUAAGACCUCACAAGCAACAAGCCAAUCUACAGAGUCUUCUAAAAGCACAAAUUCAAGUGAUUCUAUUAAUAUUUCUGCUAACAAAUCGGAAAAUCUUAUCAAUUCCACAUCUGCUACAGAAACGACAAAUUCUGUAAAUGAGACAGAAACUGCUGAUUCCUCAAUAUACGAGAGUUCAAAUUCUACGAGUUUCAUAAAUAAUGAAAACGCCUCAAAUUCUUCGCAUGUCUCUGAUUCUACAGUUUCGUCGUCAGUAAACUCUACGAUUUCUGAAGACUUCAGUUCUGACUCAGUUUUUGCAAACUCUUCAAAUUCAUCAAAUAUAAAGGAGACGACAAUAUCAGAAACAACAAAUAACACAGUUUCAACUGACAACACACACUAUGAUAGUCAUUCCAACCAGAGUGUGUCUAAAUAUAACACUAAUAAUACAGAAUCAAAUGAUUCAAAAGACUUUUUGCAAUCAGAAUCUAUCUAUUCUUCGAAUUCAUCAUCUGUAGAAGAUGUAACAAAUUCAAUAAAUUCAAAUGAAAGUUCCGGCACAUCCACAAUUAAAAUAGAGAAAACAUCAAGUUCAAAUGACACGAAGGAUGUAACCAAUUCUACCAGUGAAAGUUCAAGUAGUUUGUCAGUUACAUCUAACAGCACCAAUUCAAAACAAUCAACCGUUACUAACAACAUUGAUAACAUGUUUGUUUCAAAAAAUGUUACUGAUAUCGUAUCUACGGAUAAAACUAUUGCAUUAAAUUCAACAGCAACAUCAAAUUCCCAUAACUCUGACUAUUCAUCGGUUAGUCAAGAGUCUGUAAGUUCUGUAAGCGAUAGUUCAAACAUCGCCAACACAAUCGAUAAAUUAUCUAACUCAACCUCAACCCGGACCAGUAGUUCAUCAUCAAGUACAUCAGUGCCCAGCAGUUCAGUCUCAAGCAGUCCACAAGAUAGUUCUGGUUCAUCAAACUCCAAUAGCAGUUCUGUCAACUCAUAUGCAACAAAGAAUACUUCGCGUUCAAUGAAUACAAAUGACAUAGAAACAACGUAUUCCACUGAUGACAUCGCUUUCAGGAACGUUACCGAAGUUAUUAAUGACGAAACUUUAAUACUCACAAAUAAUCAUACUGACACAACAAGUACUGUUAUCACUACAGAUGCUUCUAAUAACGUGACAAUAAUAACAAUCAUAACAAAAAAUAUGACUGUUACAGUAGAUGAUGAUAUUACAAAUAUAACUGAAAUUACUGUUGUAACAAAUAUAACCAGCAGCACAAAUACUACUGAAGAUAUAAUUACAAGUGAGAUAACUGAUAUAAUUACUACUGUUAUUUUCACUAACACUACAAUCGUCACCAUUACUAUGAAUGGUAAUGAAACCACGUUGACUACUACGUCAUUAAAUAGCACUGAUGUUAUCGAAACAACAUCUGUUGAUGAUACAAUAAAAGACUCAAUAAUUUCUAUAUUAAGAAACAGUACAGAUGUUACGACGUCAAGAAGGACAUUGGAUGUUUCAAAUAAAACUGUUACAAGUCAAUCAACAAAUACGACUACUUUAUUAACAGUAACCGGAGAUGAAACAGACUCUACGAAUUCUACCGACUCUAAUGACUCAUCCGAAACGAACACAACUUCCAUAUGCACGACUCAGGGCUAUGUUGCCGAUCCAGACUCUAAAAACUGCACGAGAUACUUUGAAUGCGUUCAAAAUAGUGAUGGCACCUAUACCGAGACUGCUACCACGUGUCCCGACAACUCUAAAUACAAUCCCGAUACGACUUUAUGUGAUUUUGAUUACGUAUGUCCAGAUUCGGCGGAUAGCAACAAUUCUUCUGAUUCAAAUGAUUCAAGCGGAGAAUCUAAUUCAACCGACACUUCCAUAUGCACGACACAGGGCUAUGUUGCUGAUCCAGAUUCUAAAAACUGCACGAGAUACUUUGAAUGCGUUCAAAAUAGUGAUGGCACCUAUACCGAGACUGCUACUACGUGUCCCGACGGCUCUAAAUACAAUCCCGAUACGACUUUAUGUGAUUUUGAUUACGUAUGUCCAGAUUCGGCGGAUAGCAACAAUUCUUCUGAAUCAAAUGAUUCAAGCGGAGAAUCUAAUUCAACCGACACUUCUAUCUGCACGACGCAGGGCUAUGUUGCUGAUCCAGACUCUAAAAACUGCACGAGAUACUUUGAAUGUGUCCAAAAUACUGAUGGCACCUAUACCGAGACUGCUACCACGUGUCCCGACGGCUCUAAAUACAAUCCCGAUACGACUUUAUGUGAUUUUGAUUACGUAUGUCCAGAUUCAGCGGAUAGCAACAAUUCUUCUGAUUCAAAUGAUUCUAGUGGUGAAUCUAAUUCAACCGACACUUCUAUAUGCACGACACAGGGCUAUGUUGCCGAUCCAGACUCCAAAAACUGCACCAGAUACUUUGAAUGCGUUCAAAAUAGUGAUGGCACCUAUACCGAGACUGCUACUACAUGUCCUGAUGAUUCUUAUUAUAAUCCCACAACAACUUAUUGUGAUUUCGAAUAUGAAUGUCCAUAUUCGACGGACAGUAGCAAUUCUUCUGAAUCAAAUGAUUCAAGCGGUGAAUCGUCCGAUACCUUUACAUGCACAGCAACUGGACGAUUUGCAAACAGCAGUGACACUACUUGCCAAUCGUAUUUCAGUUGUGUGUUGUUGGCCGAUGGGACCUAUGAUUUAACUGUAUACAACUGUCCGGCUUCUUCACGAUUCGACCCGAAUAAAAAAUAUUGUACAGCGGCAUACACGUGCGGUUCCUAGGUAUAAAAUUAAUCAUUACGUAUACUUAAUUUAUGUAUUUCUAUGUUAUUGAAACGACUUAAUAAAUGAAAACAAUUGA